Molecule: messenger RNA, 930 nt
Organism: Trichoderma breve
Lineage: Eukaryota; Fungi; Ascomycota; Sordariomycetes; Hypocreales; Hypocreaceae
Exons: 1
Coding region: 1-930 (309 amino acids)
Cellular component (GO): endoplasmic reticulum lumen
Molecular function (GO): protein N-acetylglucosaminyltransferase activity
Source: RefSeq, a predicted model, not a curated record
AUGAAUGAGACCGUCUCGUUGGACAGGACAGUGUCUGAGGGGUCUUCACAGAUCAAGACGAUACUUAUAAAGCGUGAGGGGGCAAAUAACAUCUGGCAUUCACUAAUGGAAAUCAUGAGCCUUUCCUGGAGUCUCGAUGUGCUUCAAAUACGUGCCGAUGCAAAAACAGGAGGGCCCUUUCUCUCACCAGACGCCAGAUCGACGACACAGAUUGUUCUUCUAGACAAACAUGAAGACGGGCCCUAUAUCGAUAUGUGGAAGCUCUUCUCUAAAAUGCCAAUUCGCCGCAUUCGAGAUCUCAAUGAAUCAGAACCCAUAUCGGAUAUUAUUAUACCAUUUGCGGGAGGGAGUAAUCCCCUUUGGCAAGGGGACUGGGAGGAUAUUGUAUGCCGAGAUUCAACACUUGUGAAAACAUUCUCAUCUCGAGUCCUCUCGCUAUAUGGCGUGGCUACGCCUAUUAAAGAAAAUGACAAAGUUAUUGUCACGUAUAUACGUCGCACAAACACUCGAAAACUUAUCAAUGAAACCGCGCACAUGGAAGCUCUAAGGGAAGAGAUCCCUAAUAUGAAACUCAACGUUGUCGACUUCGGAGCUAUCUCAUUCGCUGAACAGCUCAAAAUUGUGCGAGAGACGGACUUGUUAGUCGGAGUCCAUGGAGCUGGACUCACACAUCUCAUGUUCCUCCAACCUGGGUCCGCCGCUCUCGAGAUAUUACCAGAAGGUCUCCAACACAAAGGAUUCCGCAACCUUGCACAGAUGCUCGGUAUAAACUUCUUCCGUGCUCAUGCCAAAAUGCACGGAGAUGCUAAAGGUGAUCAUCAGUGGCAGUUUGAUGCUGUUGAAUUGGAACAACAACGGUUUGUAGAAUUGGUUAACUUUGGGGUAAGAAGUUUGUCUAAUAAUGGGAAAAAGAGUUAUGACAUUCUUUAA